CUCCUCGAAAAGCGCAUGCGCAGUGUGUGUGUUGGGAGCAGAGGUGCGUCGCGUCGGGCAGCUGCUCUGACGGGGAGAAGAGGGACUGGGGAAGCCGGUGAGGAUACAAAGGCGACACGGGCCGGGGAACCGGCCGCUUCCAGCCGUUUCCUUCCAGCUCAGUAUGUGGAAGCUGAGCCCAGCUGACGAGUCCGGGCCAGGACAGUCAUGUAACCUUCUAGUUGGUGUCGAAUAUGUUGUUGGACGUAAGAAUUGUGCCAUUUUAAUUCAAGCGGAUCAGUCCAUCAGCCGAAGCCAUGCAGUCCUUUCAGUUAGUCACCCUCAAGUGAACCUUAGCCAGUCUUCUACAUUUCCUGUGUUAACUUUAAAAGACACUUCUAAAUAUGGUACCUUUGUUAAUGAAGAAAAACUAGCAAAUGGUACUACUAGAACUUUGAGGUCCGGUGACAGAGUCACUUUUGGAGUCUUUGGAAGCAAGUAUAAAAUAUUCUAUGAGCCUUUGGUAGUGUGUUCUUCAUGCUUAGCUGUUUCACAGAAAAGUGCUUUCAGUAAAAAUAUUCUACAGCUGGGAGGCCAUGUGGUGAAUGAGUGGAAAGAAGGAUGUACUCACCUUGUUAUGGACUCAGUCAAACUUACAGUUAAGGCAAUAUGUGCCUUGAUCUGUGGUCGACCAAUUGUGAAGCCAGAGUAUUUUGAUGAAUUAAUCAAAGCAAUUCAGGCGAAGCAGCAGUUACCAACACCUGAAAGUUUUUACCCUCCUAUUGAUGAGCUGAGUGUUAAGAAUAAAAAAAUUGAUCUGGCAACCUCUCCUAUUAGAAGAACAAUAUUCAUAGGAAAAACGUUUGUGUUUCUAACUGCUAAGCAGUUUGCAAAACUGAGUGCAGCAAUUAAAUUUGGAGGAGGAGAAGCGAAACUGAUAACGGAGGAAGCAGAGAUUGUUUCUUCUUUGGUAGCACCUGAUAUUUGUGUCAUUGAAGUAGGGUUGACAAACUCUCAAGGAUCCAUUUCUGACUCGGACAGGAAAUGGAUGGAUAGAAUCACAGCUGUCUUCCAAAGGAAGCAAUGGAGGACAAUAUCUGAGGCAGAAAUUGGUCUAGCAGUUAUUUUUUCAUCUACAAAAACAUACUGUAAUCCUCAAACUCCACUUGAUGCAGGUGUAAAACCCACAUCAGCACCACUUGUUACAGGACCAAACCUUUCUCAAGGUGUAGUAGUAGAUGAAACAGUAAUGCCCACCAUUGCAGUAUAUGUAGCUGACACAGAAAUGGACCAGCUGAUGGACACAUGCAUGGAAGAGUCAGGGGAGAAGAGAAAGAAAGCAACAACUCCUAUCAAGGAACAAAGGAAAAAACCUUACCCACUGGAUAUAACUACUGUUAAUGAGACUCCAGCAGGAACUGGCACUGUGAAUGUUGGGGCUACAUUACCCAGGUUGAAUGCAAGGCCCGGGACUAACCAAACUAGCCUUUUGCCCUCUCCCUCUAAAAUGUCAGGGAACAGAAGAAAUAAAGAGGAAGAUUCACAGCAACAAUUGAAUUCAAUUAAAAACUACUUCCAGACAGUUACAAAAAAAAGGGAAAGGGACGAGGUUGAAGAAACAUCACAGUCUAAAUAUGCAAGGAUAGAGGAGAAAUCAUCACUGGCUUAUAGUCAUACUCAGCCUGUAACUUCUUUGUUGUGGGAAAGCAAGGCAGGAGGAUCUCAAAAAGGGUCACAUACCUUGGACCAGAACACAAACGAGUCCUGUAUAGGUGGAAGUCAAAAGUCUAUUGCAGAGACCAGCCAGUUAGAAAAUAAUAAUAAUGAAAGCAUUAUUGCAUCAAAAAAGAGAAAAGAAUUGGAAGACUCAAUAGAAGAUGAAGCAUCAUUAGAACUUGUCUUUGCAAGCCAAGAACUGGAUUGGGAAGAUGAUAUAGGAAAUCAUGGUGAAGGCAGUGCUCAAGGUGCAAAGAAGAAAAGGAAAUUGGAACUGAAAGAAAAGACUUCAGAUAUGGAGACUGGGGUACUUCAGCAAGAAAAGAAGCAGUCGCUUCCAGUUUUAAACCAGAAGCAAGAGAGAGAAGAAUCGCCAGGCUCUGCAAAAAACGACUCCAAUAAUCCUGAUAGAUGUGCAAAUGACUCUAGCAAUCUGCCCAGCAGACUCUUGCUGACUGAAUUUAGAUCAUUGGUUGUUAGUCAGCCAAGGAAAGAUGGUCGUUGCGCUACAAAAAUAGAUUAUGGACUUCUGAACAACUUUAAAAAGUUUAAAAAGGUAGCUUAUCCUGGAGCAGGACAACUUCCAUACAUUAUUGGGGGAUCAGAUCUGAUAGCUCAUCAUACUAGAAAGAAUUCUGAGAUGGAAGAAUGGUUGAGGCAAGAAAUGGAGGAACAGAGUCGCCAAGCAAAAGAAGAUUCGCUUGCAGAUGACCUCUUCAGAUAUGAUCCCCAUGUAAAAAGAAGAUAAGGUGUGCCUUGAAUCAGACCUACAGCGGAAGAAAAGCUUGCCUGGCCCACUGGCAAUAAAUUGCAACAUCAGAGUUAAUUUUACACUGAUCAUACCUCCUGAAAACUUGCUUUUCAUAUUGAAGAAAGGAUGCAAGACUUUGAAUGAUUCUUCAAACAUGUUACAGCUAGUGAUGGAUCCAUGCAUUAUCUGCCCACAGCGCAAAAGACUGGUCUAGGCUGACUUUGUAAUGCUCAAUACAAAGGUAGCAUUAACAUUCAAACUAGAGUAGAACUUAAGCCAUUUAAACUCUCUCCUACGUUUUGCUGCUCUGGCAGUGAAUAAAAGAAGUAUCUCUUCCAUCCCUGACACUACAGUGGUUGCAUGCUUUAAUGGCUAUUGACUCAUGUUAGCAACACUUGGGAAAUGACAUUAUUCAACAGUACUUCCAGCAUCCAGCCUUAGCAGCAUGCUGGACAUUAGGAAGCUGAGAGAAGAGAGACCUCCCUCAAUUGUCCUGCCAUCACUGCCCCUGUUUGGAGCAGCAACACAAGUGUAGGGGACAGAAACAUGGGAGGACACAGAAAGGUGGUUGAAGGAGCAUUGGAUAUCAUUGGGAAAGUUGCAGGAAGGAUCAAAUCCUGUUGUACUACCAAUGAAAUCAAGACCAAAUAGGCUCAGAACUGGAUUUGAAAGGGCCCCAAGUUAUUUUCAGAGUUUGAGAGGGAGGGUGCAGAGACUUACUAAGGGGAAUUUGCCCAUCAAUAGUUAUAGCACACAAAGCCUUUGAAAUUCUUUUUCAACUUGCAUUCUCUAUCCAAAAUUUUGUUUUUAUCAAAGCAAAUAGGUUUCUUUUUUUAAAAAAACACACAUUUGUUUUAACCUAUUUUUUGUAUGGUAUGAUGACUAUCAGAAUUGUCAAAUGGCAACAUGGGAUUUGUAACAUGGGUAUUGCUCACUUCUGUACUGUUUUGCAUCUCAAAUUGGCUUUGAUCCUUUUAGUAAAUUAUUAGUCUCCGUAUUGAUGGGAAAUCUUUUCUUUGGUUCUCAGAAUUUUGAUGCUUACAAAGACUUGUGCCUGUUGAGAUAGGAGUAAGAGCAGCUAUCAUCAAAUUACUGUAGUUUAUUUUGCCUAAGCAGUGUUGCAUCUGUUUGGUGCCUUACAUGAGACAGGGUGCUAUAGGCCCAAAUCUGCCAUACUUCUGUUAAAUCAGAGGAAUGUAAAACAGAUACUUCUCAGAUGUGUCCCAUAAACUCCUUAGAUUUAGGAAAGUUUAGUAUCAGUUUGACCAUCUCUAGCAUAUGCAUGGCUUAGCCAAGCUGGUUGAAACAGGUAAUGCCAGGCAUCCCCAAAGUUCGGCCCUCCAGAUGUUUUGGACUACAAUUCCCAUCUUCCCCGACCACUGGUCCUGUUAGCUAGGGAUCAUGGGAGUUGUAGGCCAAAACAUCUGGAGGGCCGCAGUUUGGGGGUGCCUGGGUAAAGCAGGCCUCUCCCAACCCAAUGCUGUCCAGAUGGUUGGGGAAGGCUCUUCUAAAGAAUGCUUAUGAAGACUAAACAUUUGUUUCAUGCUUCCAGUCGGUCCAUGUGUGCAGCCUAAGCAAUAAGCCUUUUCUGGGAUAAUUUUUGUGCUUAAGUGCCCAUACAGAGGACUUUCCCUUGGAUCAAAGCGGCAGCUAUUUGGUGAUUUCCCUUAAGAAUAACUCUUCCCAGAAACACAGGUAAGAAUGACUGGUAAAUGCUAAUAAAGUAUUCUAUACAUGCAUAAUUGCUUGGUUUGCAGACUAUAUACCAACACAUGGAAAAAGACAAAUGGCUGCUAAUGAUGUCAAAUAUUUAUUAGUCAAUUUCUUUCAUAAUCAUGAACUUACCUGCAUAAAGGGUGUAACCUUUGCUUUCUAAGUGCAUUUCCUCUUGGGGUUGUUGCAUAUUACAGGGAAGACUAGCCUUAAAGUAAUAACUGCUAGUUUCCCAGAUCCUGUGGAUGCAAAUUUUUGUAUGUAGUAAAACCUAUUAAAAAUAAAUAGAUAAAUUUCAAUGUCUAGCCCUUGUUUUGGAGAUAACCUGAAAUACACACACAGUAUAGGCACUGGCAAUAACAAUUAUAAUCAUAGCUGCCAAGUUUUCCCUUUUUUAAAGGGAAAUUCCCUUAUGCUGAAUAGGCUUCCUCGCGAGAAAAUGGAAAACUUGGCAGCUAUGAUUAUAAUUGCUAAGCACUGGAGUUCAAUGUUUACUAUCCCCUCCCUAUUGCCUUUAGAAAUAUUACACCACCCUAAUUUCUACCACACCCCUUGGCAGUCAUUACAGUAUCUCACUUGCCACCAUUGUACAAAACAAGGGAGAUUAGUUUAAUGAGUUGCAUAUUUUAUUAGCACAGCAUUCCUUGCAGGUGUGGCUAAAUCACUUCCAAUUGAUCAACACUGAAUUGUGGCCAGCACAGUGUGCAAGUUGCUAGCCUUAAUAACCCCAAGUGUAGAAAGGCUACAUUUGCCAGUUUAAAUGACUAGGCCAUUUCCAAAAUAUUGUAGCAGCUAGCAUAUUUUAAACAUUUGGAAAAUAAAUUAUUAAAAGCAGAUCUCGGCAACAAAAAACCCACAGCCAGCUAUCCAACUUGUCAAGAGUCUAUUUGACCAGAAGUAUAUGACAGUCCUCUCUGCAACUGUGUACACUUCUUGUACGCUUGACUUUGUUCUUGCUAGCUCAAAUGCUUACACAUUUACCUACUCCAUUUUAAUAAGUCCCCUCAAAUUACUUAAGUCCCUGCAAUUGAUUGGUGGAAGCAAGGUACUAUUGUGUCUACUGACACAUUAGAAUUUUCUUCCAUGCAUGUGUAGAUUUUGUGUUUUGCAAGAUGUCUAAAUUUAUUAACCUGUAACUAAAAUGUUUUCUUUCUGCUUUAGCAACAAGUCUGUUUUGAAAAAAGUUGAUCUAAAGUCAGUUCUGUCAUCAUGCCCCUUAUAUUUGAAUUAGAACUGCCACUAAUAGCUGGAAAGGGGAUUCCAUCUUUUUAAUCAGAUGAAGCCAUUAUAGUGAAACUACUUUAGCCACCUCUACACAAAAUCUGUAGUCCAGUGAACUAGAAAACUAAAACAGUAUUGAGGAUGCUGUUCUUGGUGUUGAGCCUAACUCAAACUGACGCUUAAGCAGGUGUAAAAGAAAGUCUUCCCUCAUUCCUGGGUGAAAAUCGGUCACUUGGUGGUACUGUACUGUGGGAGAAAGUGCUGAUCAUUGCCUCAGUUCUGAGAGACCUGUAUGUCCAAAUUCAGAAGCUGUUCCUACACUACAGAUGUGGGGGAUUCUUGAACCAGUACACACAUAGAUGGGAAAUACUAUGUUCUGUAAAAAAAAUAAGCAAAUUACAUACAACCAUGACACAUUUUGAGUUAGAUAACCUUUAAAUGCACUAUUAAAAGAAGUAAGUGGAAUAACCUUCAUUACCAGAGAAAUGUAGCUUUCCAUUCACAAUUCUCAGACCUAGGGAGUUUAAAGAUGUCAUGUCCUUCUACAUUAAUUGGGUCUUGAGUCACACAUGUGACUUCCAUUAUUACAAUUUUUCAAUUAAUUAUAAAUUAUUGCCUCCAAGGAUUUAAAAUGAGGACUGUCAAUUUACAAAACCAAAUCCUUCUAAAAAUACCAGCAACUGACAGCUUAUCCUGCCCUAAGUUAAUAUCCACUUACAUAAAAGCACUUGCAUAAUUUCUUGGUAUCACUUCAGUCAAUAAAAAAAAAUCACAAUCUAGAGGCUUAUUUUGAAAAUUACCACCAAUUUAACAACCUGCAAUCCGUAUUUAAUUUCAUAGCAAAGCACCUUUGCAAAGAGAAGCUUAACAUUAGUAUCUGGGUGGUUGAGAACUAUAAGAG
Zootoca vivipara (common lizard) is the source of this 6281-nucleotide messenger RNA. RefSeq names its product nibrin (gene NBN). NCBI's taxonomy places the organism in Eukaryota, Metazoa, Chordata, Lepidosauria, Squamata, Lacertidae. The record is from RefSeq and is a predicted model, not a curated record. Gene Ontology annotation, biological process: telomere maintenance; mitotic G2 DNA damage checkpoint signaling; double-strand break repair via homologous recombination. Gene Ontology annotation, molecular function: damaged DNA binding; protein binding. Gene Ontology annotation, cellular component: nucleus; Mre11 complex.